This is a messenger RNA of Corylus avellana, 1240 nucleotides long. Its product is annotated as Homeodomain-like superfamily protein. NCBI's taxonomy places the organism in Eukaryota, Viridiplantae, Streptophyta, Magnoliopsida, Fagales, Betulaceae. The record is from RefSeq and is a predicted model, not a curated record.
AUUAUUUGAAGUUAAUUGCUAUUUGCUACCCGAUCGAGGCCUGGUCCGAGUCCGGAUCGAUUAAUUGCUACCCGACGCCUACCUGGCGCACUGACUUAGAACCCACCCACCACCACCAGCUCCUCCACCACCACCACCAACCCCACACCAAAAGUCUAACCCAACAAAACCUCCCCAAAACAACCCCUCCGAACCCUAACCCUAAUACUCCACCACCACCUCCACCACCACGACCACGGCGAAACCCUAACACUAAAUACACGAAAUGGCCAGCGCCUCUCCUCCCACCACCACCACCACCGCCACCAAUAGCACCUUCAAGAAGCCGCAACCCUUGCCAUGGACGCACGAGGAGACGGUGCAUCUGAUCCAGGCGUACCAGGAGAAGUUGUCCGCCGUGAGGCGCGGCCAGCUCAAGUCGUCGCAGUGGGAGGAGGUGGCCGUCACCGUCUCCGCCCGCUGCGGCUACGACCACACCGAGCCCUCCUCCAAGUCCGCCCUCCAGUGCCGUCACAAGAUCGAGAAGCUCCGCCAGCGCUACCGCUCCGAGUCCCAACGCUCUGGGCCCCACUCCUGGCCCUACUUCCACCUCAUGGACUCCCUCGAACGUGGGCCCCUUCCCCCAAUCUCCGCCCGCCCCAUCUCCCACAUACCACCGCCGCACGAUCACGACUCCGAUCACGAAGACGAUUCCGAUCGCCGGAAUAGGUUGCAGAGUAUCGAUUACAUACUCCGCCGGCCUUCUGUUGUCAAUAGGUUUUCGGGGAAAAGGCGGAGAGAGGAAUUGGCACAUGCUGAUGAUGGUGGUCAUGAAGAAGAGGGAGGCACGGGGAGAGGGCUGGUGUCGGAGUUGGCCGCGGAGAUAAGGGCGUUUGCGGAGAGGUUUAUAGGGAUGGAGAAUUUGAAGAUGGAGGUGAUGAAGGACACGGAGAGGUUCAGGAUGGAGAUGGAGAACAAGCGGAUCGAGUUGAUUCUCGAGUCGCAGCGGAGGAUUGUUGAUUCCAUCGAGAGGACCUUUAGCUCGCCCUAGAGGUUCAAAAUUUGAAGCUCAAUGUUCUUGAUUAAUUUUUUUUUUUUUUUUUUUAAUUUCUUCUUCCGAUUAUUAUUAUUGAUGGAGUUGCUUAGUUUUUAAGAAUUUGGCUUAGGUUCAGUACCCUUCGUGUAUAGUUUAUAUUUAGAACUGAAAAUUUUGUCUCUCUGCAAUUAUUUAUUAAGGAAGCAAUUCGUCUGUUCUUUGCUU